Molecule: messenger RNA, 1626 nt
Organism: Symbiodinium pilosum
Lineage: Eukaryota; Dinophyceae; Suessiales; Symbiodiniaceae
Source: the annotation of a GenBank genome assembly
AUGGAUCCUGGUAAGCCUGGAGUCGUGGUGAAGAACACCUUCUUGGAGGUUGGAGAUCAUAUGCCUGCCUUGUCGGAAUGGCGUCGGCAAAUGUCAGAGCCUGUCAAGAUCUAUACCAGCCCGAAUGACGAGGAGGUUGAGGAAGACGACGCUGAGGUGCCCGAAGAGAUGCCACCGCUACCUUUCGCCAUGACGCCGCCCUCGACAUCAUCCACGCAUCCCGGGCAUCCAGGGCAUCCUGUGCCAGGCCAAAUGCCGACGAUGAUGCCAGGGGCUAUGCCCCCUGGAGCUCUGGGUGCCGCACCCUGCUUCGAGGCAGCCCCCCAGCCCAUGAUGCCACGACAGGGCGUUCGAGAGCAGGGCAGAAGGGAUAUUCGAAAUGGUCAAGCCAUAAAUCAGUUGAAAAACAACGACAUCACCAGCAAGGAGCCUCCUUGGAAUGAUGUCACCACUGUGAUGAUGCGAAACUUGCCCAACAAGUACAGACAGCAGAUGCUCCUAGAUGAGCUUGCUGAUGCUGGUUUCCGUGCACAGACCGAUUUCGAUUUCUUUUAUCUUCCGAUGGACCACAGUAAUGCUGCAAAUCUGGGCUAUUGUUUCAUUAACUUCACGGAACCUGCUCUGGCAAAUGCAUUUGCGGCAGCGUUCCAGGGCAAAAAGAUGCGACGAUUCAACUCGCACAAGACCGUGGUUGUGAUGCCUGCGUCGAUUCAGGGAUAUGAACGAAACUACAAGUACUACUCCUCCACCCGAGUGGCACAGGCAGAGGACCCAGCUUACCGGCCCUUGUUCCUCAAGAACAUGGACUUCGACAUGUCGCAGGACAGGAAAUCCUCUGGUCGAGGCAAAGGCUUCGACAAAGGUGGCAAAGGUGGCAAGAAGGGUUCGAAGGAGAAGGGUGGACCCAAGGGAGCCCACGACGGCAAGGGUGUUGAGGCAUUUUCUCGCUUGGCUUUCAUGGGCCUGGAUGAUGGAAAUGCUCAGCAGGGAGACUGGGCUCCCAUGCCGGAGCAGAUGGCCUGGCAGCAGCAGCCUGCCAUGCAAGCUCCGUUCGCCGCACCCUGUGGCGGUGGAGGUGGAGGUGGAGGGCGAAGCGGCGCCACAGUUACAUGCCCCAACUGUGGCAACAUCUGUAGCGCCGACCACAGAUUCUGCUCGGCCUGCGGGCACCCUGCCGGGACCCUUCCUGGUCAUAGGCAACCACAUCUGACACUAGAGUCACUAGAGUUGCUGGCUCAGGUCCCAAAGGGUGGUGGAGGCGGGGCAAAAAAUGGAUGGGGAUGGGUGAGGUACUGCACCAGUGAAGUUUUUGCGCUGCUUUGCGGCACGGCACCAUUGCCUGAAGGCUCGACGAACGCGACAAUGCCUACCAUGCCUAGAGCGGCACCGACCGCAGGACCUGGUCAUGAUUUCAUGCAGUGCGCACCGUGCAGAGCAUUGGCUCGCAAAGAAAUAUUCAGACAUUCUGUGCAAACUGGUUCAACACCAUGUUUCACUCUGGAACCCUGCGUUCGUUGUCAGCUCAACACGGCAGUCAGUAAGGCCAUGGCUAGAGUUCUCAAUCUGAGUUCGAGGCUAUCUAAUCUUUGGAACUCGUGUGAUGAUGCCAUGGCUCUUGCCGAGUAA